Messenger RNA from Ictalurus furcatus (blue catfish), 9077 nucleotides. RefSeq names its product uveal autoantigen with coiled-coil domains and ankyrin repeats b (gene uacab). The record is from RefSeq and is a predicted model, not a curated record. The coding region runs from base 1044 to 5162 and encodes 1372 amino acids. Lineage: Eukaryota; Metazoa; Chordata; Actinopteri; Siluriformes; Ictaluridae. The transcript is spliced from 19 exons. Gene Ontology annotation, molecular function: actin binding.
AUGACGUCUUCUCUUUGAAAUAGAAUUUUUAUGCUGUGUUUACCAUGAAGGUGCAGAGAGAGGUGGAGAUGAGAGGGCUUUGGAGAUUCCCAGACAGCUGAUUGUAAAAAGGCCGACACCUAAUCCUGCUACUGUGCGUCUGGAUCAGCAGCUCUGCCAUCACUCGGAGCAUGAGAUGAGAACGUUCGCGAGAGGUGUAGACCACUCACUUUACAGUGUCAUCCAAUAGAGUGGUUUAGAUCCAGACUUGUAAUCUGUCAUAGGUUAUUAUUUCUAGCUCUGUGCGCGUGUAUGUGUGUGUGUGUGUGUGUGUGUGUGUGUGGGCGUGUGGGUUUCCUCCUGCUUGUCUGGCCUCCGUCUUGACUCUCCGCCACCGUUGCAGUUACUCAUGGGCCGAGUAUGUCAGGAUAGGUUAUUCUUAGCGCCUGUUCCCCAAUCAGUCAUUGGAGAAAGGUUUGGGGGGGGUCGAAAAAAAGGUAACCAGUCAGAAGGCCCAUCUGCACAAUGUUUACCGGGAUAUUUUCGACCCUGAAGAGAUCACAUAUUUACCACCAAGAGCUGCGCGACCUUGCCAUUUAGUGCAGAGAGAAAGACCGAGCACUCAGGAGGAAGAGUCCCUAUCUACAGGGCGAAGCAGGACGACCUGAAUCUAGCCUGAAAAAGCAACAGAACGGUACAGAAGGACAGAGAGGCUCGUGCUCAGAGGAGGAGCUGCUGUCCCAGGGCUGGCCCCUGCUCUGCAGCAGCUCCGUGCACAGGCGUGUGCGAGUGUGUUUCUGUGCAUGCGAGGACGUGAUGAGAGCACGGGGAGAGGCUGAGGCUUGGGGAGGAGCGAGCGGAAUCGGCCGAGGACUCUUAGGUCUCGGUGAGGCGCAGGCAGCCUGCUGGAGCACAGGACUCGAUUAAACUGGACAAAUCCCACACACUCGCUGGUAGAGUGUCUUUUCCCUCCAACAAGGCAAAGUGAGGAGGCAACUUUGGUCAUUUGUUUUUAUAUCUCUGUCUCCUGAGCAGCUGCGUAAAGGACCAGCAUCACCAGCACCAUGAGUCGAUGGCUUAAAUGCACCUCCGUGUACUUUAACACCGACUGGAAUAAGUAUGAUGACAGGCUGAUGAAGGCGGUAGAAAGAGGAGAGGUGGACAAGGUGUCAGCUGUCCUCAGUAAGAAAGGCAUCAUCCCCACCAAACUAGACGUGGAGGGCCGCUCUGCUUUUCAUCUUGCUGCAACCAGAGGACAUUUGGACUGCCUUAGCGUCAUCCUCGGUCAUGGUGUUGAUGUCACAGCCAAUGAUGCCACAGGAAAAAACGCCUUACACCUAGCAGCCCGGAAUAAACAGUCAUUGUGCGUGCAGAAGCUCCUACAGCAUAACUGCCCUGUUGGAAAUGUGGACCUGCAGGGACGAACAGCCCUGCAUGAUGCAGUCAUGGCCGGCUGCUCCUCCAGUGUUAAGCUGUUGUGUGACAGUGGGGCUUCGGUCAACGCUAGUGACUUUGAUGGGAGAACUCCAUUGGUGCUGGCCACUCAGAUGUGUCAUCCCCAUAUCUGUCAGCUCCUGCUGGACCGAGGGGCCGACAUCCGAGUGCGCGACAAGCAGAACAAAACCGCCCUGAUCCUGGGAUGUACAUUUGCCUGUAAGGACGCUGUAGAGGUUUUGUUGAAGCGUGGAGCUGAUGUCACCGCCGUGGACAGCUUCGGCCAUGACAGCUAUCACUAUGCCCGACUCAGCAAAAACCAGGAGCUCAUCAGCCUUGUUAAGAGCUAUCUGGAUAAUGCGAAAGCAAAAGAAGCUAGCAGAGUGGAACUGAAGAAGAGACAGCUGUCUGUGGAUGUGGCCCCUGAGGCAUCAUCUAACAGGGAUCAGAUUAUUCACGAGCUUGAGAAGCAGAAUGAGAGCCAACAGGAGACUCUGAGGAAGUAUCAUCAGGAACAGAGGGCUCUACUGGACAGAGUCAGUACACUGCAGCAGCAGCUCAGUCAGGAGAAGUCGACGGUGGAGGACAUUCACCAAGAGAGGGAGCAACUGAAGCGCAUGCUGUCUGCCAGAGAGAAAGACACUACAGCUGCAGAGACCGUGAAGGUUCAGCUCCGGAGCCAUCUGGGAGAUUACUCGGGCCAGUCUGUGAUUAAAGCAGGGAAAGAAACUGUUCUUGUCAGACAAGCUCAAAGUCUGGAUUCAGCUCAGAUUUUGCAGCCUUCUGUUCCAUCACGUUCUGUAUCUCGGCCCUUAGAGCUCUCUCACCCAGUAAUCGCAAACCCUAACGAGGUUGAGACGUUACGUCAGGAGCUAAGGUCCACUCGUAAGCAGCAGGAGGCUGCACAGGAAGAAGUAGGACGCCUCCAGGCAGCACUCGCACGAAAGACCAAGGAGUGUGAAGAACUGGUUCAGAGUCAUGACUCCACCAAGCGAGAAGCAGAUCGGCAGAUUCAGGAGCUUGAGGGGGCAUUGGGAGACGUCCAAAGGAGGAUGCUGGACUCUGAAGCUAAGGUUAAGCAGCUGCAGGCACAUGUGAUCACAGUAAAGGAGCAUCUUGGCAACCAAAUGUUAGAUGAUCUGAAAGCUCAGCUCAACGAGGUCAAGGUUAAAUAUGAAGGUGCGUCAGCUGAGGUCGGUCGGGUCAGGAAUCAUUUGAAGCAGAGUGAGAAAGCUCUGGAGGAGUAUAAAAAGAGUGAAGGUCUCUUGGCUGAAGAGGUCGAGAAGCUGACAGCUGAUCUGAAUGCAGCGAGAGAAGAGCGUGAUGAGAUCGCUGAGACCCUCCAAGAAAUGGAGGCUCGUGUUAAAGAAACAGAGAAACGUCUGGUCACCAUGGUGCCUGGAGAGAAGUUCGACAACAUGAAGAACCUUCUGACUAAUGCGGUGGAUGAAAAGGAGAGGCAGCUGGUGGAACUGCGGGAGGAUUACGACCGUGUUCUGGAGGAGGUGGCUGAGCUCCACAGGGAAGUGGACCACCGGGACACUGUUCCACUUCAGGAGCAUGAGAGACUCAGGAUGGCUCUGGAGGAACAGAGUGAUAUCCUGAAGAAAAAACUUGCAGAUGUCACUUCUAAAUGUCAGUCGCUGAUCUGUGAGGUCGAGGAUGGCGAAGAUGAGAGGGAACUACUCCGAGAAGAGCUUCACGAGCUCAGCAAGAACCUCCAGACAGAGUUUGUUCCUGUUGAGACUCACGAGGAGUUGAAGAAGGCUCUGAAUUGUGCUAUGGAGGAGCUUAAGGAGCAGCUUGAUGAGACAACUGUGAGGAGAAAUCAUGCUGAGGAGCAGCUGAGGAGGCUCCAGGAGGAGAAGGCCUCUCUGGCUGAAAACAUGAGCAGCCUGAAGAGCACUCACAUGCCCAAUGAAAGGUAUGAAAGUGAGGUGGCUGCACUUUCGGCCCAUAAAGCAGCGACGGAAAAGGAUCUAGAGAAUCUCCAGAGGAAGUACAAAGAUAAAGAGAAGGAGUUUGAGGUUGUGGCAGCUGAGAACAUUGCUCUGAAACAGAGCAUGCAGGGAGAGUUUGUUAAAAGAGAAGUGUAUGAGAGAGUGCAGAAAGAGUUGCAUGAAGCUUUGGAAAAAGCCAAGGAUGAAAUUCACAAAUUGGAGGUAGAUGGAAAAGUCAAAGAGGACGAGUUGAAGAAGGUAAAAGAUGGAAGCGCUAUGUUAAAAGAAAAUCUGCAGGAGAAAUUAGAAAAGGACUAUAUCAGUAUUGUUGACCAUGAGGCAAUAAAAAGUCAGCUAAACAGUGCUUUAACUGAAGCAGAAAGAAGUGCUAAAGAGGCCUUCUCCAAAUAUGAGUCUCUUCAAGAAGGUACUUUAAAACUUCACAAAGAAAUCGAAGCUCAGAAGAAAGAGCUGGACACUAUUCAUGAAGCCAUUCAAUCAAAAUUUGUGCCAGUGAGUGCCCUGGAGGAAAAAGAAAAGGCUUUCAGUACCACUGUGAAGGAUCUAAGAGAGGCGCUAGCAAAAAUGGAGGAGAAAUACAAAAGUGCAAAGACUGAUGUGGAACAUGAGAGGCAAGACAAAGAAACUGUGAAAUUAGAGAUGGAAUCUGUACGAAAGAAAUUGGAGGCUAACUUGGUCUCCAGUGAAAAAUACAGAGAAAUUGAAGAUGGGUAUAAAGGCCAGAUGGAGAACUUGAGUCUAAAGUUAGUGGAACUGGAGCAGCAGUACAUGGAGGUAACUGUUCAGAGAGCUGAACUGGAGGAGCAGAACUCGCUCUGCAAUACUGAAAUGAAGAACCUCCAACAGCGUCUAGAAAACGAGUACGUUCAUCUGGAGCAGUUUGAAGCCAUGAGGAACUCUCUGACCUGCAGUUUGCAGGAUGCACAGGCCGAGUGCAAGCGCCUCAGUGAGGCCUACAAUUUGGAGGUUCAGCGCAUCCACGACAUGGAGAAAGAGCUGCAGAGCCAAAGAACUGAUGUUGAUCUACUGGCUCAACACAGCCAUGCCAGAGAGGCCCUGGAGCAACAAGUGGCCAAGCUCCGUUUGGCCCUGAGGGAAGAAGAGGAGACCAGUGCCCAGAGGGCUGAGGACAUAGCCACUCUGCAGACAGAACUUCUCAGAGCAACGCAUGCCUUGGAUGAUCUUCGCAGCCACGAAGGUCAGUUGGCCAAGCUCAAAGCUGAGAAGCAGAGGCUGGAGGAGGAGGUAGGGGAGCUUGGUGAUCGGCUCUUGGGUCUAGAAGAACAGUGCGAGGAGCUAUACCAGGAAGCAGCCCAGGCCAAAGAAGGUGAGAAUAGAGCAAUGAUGGAGACUGAGGCCCUUCAGACCAAGAGCGCCUCAAUUGAGAAAGAGAUCCAAGAUCUAAAAGAAAGAUACGAUGACUCGCUUAGCACCAUCGGAGACCUCCAGAAAAGGAUUCAGACUUCCUCAGAACAGACUGAGGCCAAAGACAAAAGGAUCACAGAGCUGUUGGCAGAUGUGGAGAGGUUGAAACAGGCUCUCAAUGGCCUGUCCCAGCUGGCUUACACUGGCAAUACUCCCAACAAGAGACAUGCUCAACACAUUGACACACUCCAGGCGCAGGUCAAGAGCCUCCAGCAGCAGCUGGCUGAUGCUGAGAGGCAACACCGAGAGGUGGUUUCAAUUUAUCGAACUCAUCUUCUCAGUGCUGCACAGGGUCACAUGGAUGAAGACGUCCAGGCAGCGUUGCUGCAGAUUAUCCGAAUGAGGCAGCAGUUUGUGUGUUAAACCCGGCCUAGAGACACUCUCUGACUCAAAUCCACAAUCCACUGAAGGUGUGCAGUUAGAAAACAGGAUCAGUCAAAAAGCAUCAAAGAUAGUAGAAAUGUCACUAAUCACAGACCAGGAUAGGUAUCAUAGGCCUUAUCUUAGUAUUUGCAUUUGCAGUACUGUUUGUAAGAACUACAAUACUUUACUCCUGCAUACUAUAACGUUGAAGCGGUGAAUAGGAAAAAAAAAGGUAUUAAUCUGUAAGUUUGCUCGUCACUGGGGUGGUGCGUUUUUUUUUUGUUUGUUUGUUUGUUUUUUUAUAAAUCUUUUAACUGGAAGGCUGCAUUAAGUGUACCCUUAAAAUUCUAUCUCUAAAAGGUAAUUAAAGGUACAACUGUGGUCCUUAAAGUGCAUCUUUAUAUUUUAAGUCAUUUUUAAACGUAUCGUACGUUCACGUUACCACGUAAAAGAUAAAUACACUGGUACAAAAGAUGUAGAAGAAAAAAACGACUUGGAGUUGAAGAGUUUACUACCAUUUUUGAUGGUUAUAAAUGUAACAUUUACGAGAUGUCUAGCAGGAAUAAUUGAGUGGUUUGAUAUUUGGAGUUGUAGUUUUGCUUUGGAAACGCAAUGGAAAGGCCUGGAACGCCCUACUUCCUGCAACACGUGUCCCUCAAGCUGCAGUGCAUUGUGGGAUUUCCUAUUCUAUGUGUUCAGAUUUAUAGCACUAACCGUGUCUUCUAUAUACACGUAGAGGGAGCUACAUUUUUAGAUAUCUUCAUAUAGAACUGGUCAGGGAGCAGGUCUCCUACCCUUUUUUUUUUUUUUUUGUCAUGCACAAAAUGUAAGAUCCAAAUGAUUUAAUACUCAAGAGCAGCCUUAAUUUAGAUUUGCCUUGAUCAUGUUUAGCUCACUGAUGAUGUGGUAGCCAGCUGUGCUUUAAUGGAUUUGAGUCAGUGAAUGUCAGUGGCGCUCGGUGAAACAGGACACAGCCUGGAUAUCUGCUUCUAUUGCCUGGAUGAUUCUGCCCUCUUGUGGUGUGACUUGGCUGGCCAAGUUUUGAUGACAUAAAUAGCUUUUUUGUGGUUCGUUUCACUGUAUAGCUGCAGAUGUGAUGCAUUUGCGAUUACAAUUUUUUUUUUCUCUUGGUGCUUCCAAAAUCUGAUAUUUUUAUCAGGGCUUUGUACUACUUUUGAUUAAUGGUCAAAAUGUUUAUGGAAAUACUAUUCAGCAGGACUGGACUAGAAUGACACUAUACCUAUUCAAGGUACUUUUUCAUUUUAUUAAUGUCUUUUGUUUCCCCUUCUGAAAUAGUACAGUGUAUUUAGAAGCCACUAGCUGACCUUUAGUUUUAGCACUGACAUACACAAUACAUUAUGACAGCAAGUUUAUUAGCACACAGUGACUGUGCUCCUAUGCUAAUUGGCUAUGCUUCUGAUGAUAAUUUAUUGCAUUAAAUAGGGCUACUGAUUUUUACUAACUUAUAUGAACUAUGCCAGAUCAUACAGGAUAAGCCUAAUCAUUUAAAUUCUGCUAUUUGAUCUUGAGGUAGUUUGCGUUUUUUUUUUCUCCUCAAAACUAUAUUCUUUCUUGCUUUUUUUUUUGUUUUGUUUUAAACAAUAGUGAAUUCUAACAUCAAUAAAAGUGCCUGCUUUUGACUAAAAUGUCUGUCUGUUAAUUCAGUGGGUUGCACAUCAGGAGAAGCCUAGAAAAUUAGAGGUAGGACUUUGUUUUUUUUUUUUCCUUUCUUUUUUUAAAAUCCCAUCCUUGCUGAGACCCACUUGACCCAAGCACACCUGUGUAUAAACUUAGUUGGCUCCAUUUCCCAAAAUGCACAUAAAUAAAUCAUUGAAACCACCGUAAUGGUGAGGAAUAGUUACUGAGGAUGAAUGAAUGAAUGAUGUGAAUGCUGUGCAAGCCCCCAAAUAUUCUCCCAUGUUAACGCACAUCACCUUUAUUUGUCCCAUGGGCAGAGCCGAGUAUAUUUCAGUGUAGUGUAUAUUGUUUAAUGUGCGUAGUGGCAAUUCAUUUCAUUAUUGAUCGUUAUACACAUGCUGUCCUUGGUAAUGUUGAGGAAACUUAUCUGUGCAUGCUACCAAAGCUGUGCAAAGGCAAAGAUAUGUAGAAACCUGGAUCAUUCUGCCUGAUUUUUUUUUUUCUUCCUCCCCCCACUCCUCAGUUGUCCAGUUUUGAUCAUGCCCAAAGGAAAUUACCAGCAUUGGUAUGAGGUCUGCUUUAUACGCCAUUUUGACCUGCAUCUUUCUUUGACGCGCUGAGCCGCAAACAAUGUUUGUGUUUUGGAAGAUGCUAGAACUGACAAAUGUUGACCAAGUGCCGACUUUAAUCCGUGAUCAAAUCUACUAAGCCUUUGCCUUUCAGGGCUCCACUGAACCAAAACCGUUAUUAGACAUGCGUGCCUGCUUGAUUUAUUCCACAUUUUGGAAUGUACACUUUGUGGGAUUGUACCUAAUAAACUGGCGACUUGUUAUAGUAGUUCUAUGUUAGUUUUUCAUCCUAGAUUUAAUUUAGAUUCAAUUCUUUGCUUUGGGUUGCUGUUUUUUUCUUCUUCUUCUAUGAUCUGCCUAAUGUUUAAUAGUCUACCCCACACACACAGGAAACAUACACACUGUUCAGUUAAGAUUAAAGAUACAAUUAUGAUGAGUAUAAGGGUGACACGGUUGCCUCCUCACAGUUCCAGAGUUUCUGGUUCGAUCCUGAGCUCCUGACUAUAGUGUAUCUGUGCAGGUUCUCUCUGUCUGUUUCCUGCAGGUCCUCAAGGUUCCUCCAACCUCCCAAAACAUACCAUAGGUUGACUGGCUACUCUGAAUGACCCAUAGGUGUGUGAAUGUGUGUGGUACCUCGUGAUGGACGUUCAGCGUUCCCGGGAUAGGCUCCGGAUCUACGACAACCCUGACCAGGAAUAAACAGACUCUAUGAAACUAGGUAUAAUAUUUGUCAGAUGUUUCGGUAGAAACUCAAUUAAGAGAAAGCCAACACAAUUAUUUUAAUAAGAAGAGCAAUAAGAGUAGUAAUCCAGGGUUCAGAUCCCCCGCUGGAUGUCUUCAGCCUCCAGUUUGAAACCCACUAAUCAAAUCUUGCUUUGUCCAUACGCCGCUCUCUCAUUUCAUUUUACUUCAUGUUUGUCAGUGCAUGUGGUUUUACUUUAAAAACAAUCACUGCAGGAAUGACAGGGGGCUCUUUGGCAUGAAGGCUUCUCUUUUAUCUUGUGGCUUGCAUUGAUUUAUACUUUUGUGUUUCGCUGGAAGGUUUGCUAUCCCACAAAUACCUAUAAAGCCUGAUGUGGAGUCUUACCGGAGAGACAAUAUUGAGCUUCCUUUAAAAGGAUUUCGACUAUUUUUUGAAGUCACGGGAGAUGUGGAUAUCUGUUGGGUGAUAUAAUGUCCGUCUUAUCUGUUCUGUUUGCCUUUGUUGUUCUCUGGCUCGUCAUCAGCUCCGAUAUGGAAGUAUUAUUUAUUUAAUUCGAGUUUUUGUCGUCAUCUUCAGCUUAUUUAGCGGACGCGUCCUGAAACAGUCCAUAUGUUUUGAACGUUAUCAGCUGUAACAUGUGGCUCUGUUUGGUUAGGAGAACAUUCCAGCGCUUUGAACUAAAAGCCUUUGAGUGUAUUUGAGCUUUAACCUCAUGCUUUGUACUUUCUAAUGAAUCCAACAUUUCUCUUGUAUUUGGUUGCUUAAGGAAGUGAGAGAGCGGUUUCAGAUCGCAGCCUAUUUCUCCUCCCUCUGUUUUUUCUCUUCACCGUGGCUUUUUUUUAUGGCUGUGUUAUUUGUGGCCUGAGCAGUAUAAGCUGUUCACGGCAAUUAUUGCAAAUACAAUUCAAUCUGUUUGGAGAUUUCCCUUUAAUCUCAUUUCCAGACCAUAAGUAGAACCAGAGACACUCAUUCACUCUCUCUCACACACACACACACACACACACA